This is a messenger RNA of Scatophagus argus, 2832 nucleotides long. RefSeq names its product MBL associated serine protease 1 (gene masp1). The transcript is spliced from 13 exons. The coding region runs from base 50 to 2209 and encodes 719 amino acids. The record is from RefSeq and is a predicted model, not a curated record. NCBI's taxonomy places the organism in Eukaryota, Metazoa, Chordata, Actinopteri, Scatophagidae. Gene Ontology annotation, biological process: complement activation; zymogen activation. Gene Ontology annotation, molecular function: calcium ion binding; serine-type endopeptidase activity. Gene Ontology annotation, cellular component: blood microparticle; extracellular region.
CGCAGAUCCCGAGAGCCGCUCAGCUGACGGAGGAGCCUCCUGCUGCAGGAUGAGUCCGGUUCUCCUGUCGCUCCUGUCCGUCCUGGUCGACGCUCAGCUGCUGUCCGGCGCUCAGAUGUACGGCAGCCUGCAGUCCCCAAACUUCCCGGAUCCGUACCCCCCAGAGACGGAGCUGCGCUGGAACAUCAGCGUCCCGGACGGCUUCCAGGUCAGACUCUACUUCAGCCACUUCGACCUGGAGCCGUCCUACCUGUGCGAGUACGACUACGUCAAGGUGGAGGCGGAGGGGGAGGUGCUGGCGUUGUUCUGCGGCAGAGAGGACACGGACACGGAGGCGGUGCCGGCCCAGCAGCUCAUCACCUCCCCCAGAAACUCCCUCGGCGUCCGCUUCACCUCCGACUUCUCCAACGAGGAGAGAUACUCCGGAUUCCUGGCUCACUACAGCGCUGUGGAUGUGGACGAGUGCAUCGACCGGAGCGAUGAAGACCUGCUCUGUGAUCAUUUCUGUCACAACUACAUCGGAGGAUUCUACUGCUCCUGUCGCUAUGGUUACCUGCUGCACUCAGACAACCGCACCUGCAGAGUGGAGUGCAGCGACGGUGUGUUCAGGGAACGCUCCGGGGUUCUGAGCAGCGUGGAUUUUCCCUCUCCCUACCCAAAGAGCUCAGAGUGUUUGUACCGGAUCGAGGUGGAGCCGGGCUUCAAGCUCCGCCUCCAGUUUGACCCUCGCUUCGACGUGGAGGACCACCCCGACGUCAGCUGCCCCUACGACUACGUCAAGAUCAAAGCAGGCAGCAGUGAGUUCGGUCCGUUCUGUGGUGAUCGAUCUCCAGGAGAGAUUCAGACCAACAGCAGCGUCGUCAGCGUCGUCUUCCACAGCGACAACUCGGGAGAAAACAUCGGCUGGAGGAUCACGUACACAAGUACAGGAAGUCAGUGUCCGGUACCUGAAACCCCGCCCCACGCCCUGCUGAACCCUGUCCAAUCAGAAUACUCCUUCAGAGACCACAUCCUGGUCAGCUGUGAGCCUGGAUACAGACUGCUGAAGGACGGAGACUUUCUGGAUCAUUUGCAGAUGGACUGUCAGUCUGAUGGGACGUGGAGCAGCAGCCCUCCUGGCUGUCAGAUGGUGGAUUGCGGGAGUCCGAAGGCGGUCGCCAUGGCUGACGUGGUGUUCGGUAGUCAUGACAACAGCACGCUGUUUGGAUCGACAGUUCACUACGUCUGCAGGGAGGACGGCAGCAACAGUUCAUACAGCUGUGGUCCGAGCGGAGACUGGAUCAACGAGGAGUCGGGAAGCAGACUGCCGAGCUGCCUGCCGGCCUGCGGCCGUCCGUCCCGCUCUCUCCCCCUGCAGGUGAAGAGGAUCGUGGGCGGUCGCAGCGCCGAGCCCGGCCUGUUCCCCUGGCAGGUCCUGCUCAGUGUGGAGGACCUGUCCCGGGUCCCGGAGGACCGCUGGUUCGGCUCCGGGGCCCUGCUGUCCGAGUCCUGGGUCCUCACGGCCGCCCACGUCCUGAGGUCCCAGAGGAGGGACACCAGCGUCGUCCCCGUGGCCCCUGAACACGUCAAGGUUUUCCUCGGCCUCCAUGAUGCUGGGGACCGACGUGUCGCCUCCAACCGCUCGGUGGAGCAGAUCCUCCUCCAUCCAGACUUCCAGCCCAACAACUACAACAACGACAUCGCCCUGCUGAAGCUGACCAAGCGGGUGGAGUUCACUGAGCUCAUCCGUCCCGUGUGUCUCCCCCCACCUCACAACAAGGAUGACCCCCCCUCUCCUCUCCCAAACUCUUUGGGUGUAGUUGCUGGUUGGGGAAUCUCCAACCUCAACACCUCCUCCUCCUCCUCAGUCGACCCCCCCAGGCUGACCUCUGACCUCGGGAUGACCUCUGACCUCCUGCAGUACGUGAAGCUGCCAGUGGUGUCUCAGAAUGAGUGUCAGGCGAGCUACGCCUCGCGCUCCGUCAGCUACAACAUCACCGACAACAUGUUCUGCGCCGGCUUCUUCGAGGGCGGGCGGGACACCUGCCUGGGGGACAGCGGGGGGGCGUUUGUGAUGGAGGACGGGGUCAGCCAGAGGUGGGUGGUGUUUGGGUUGGUGUCGUGGGGCGGGCCGGAGGAGUGCGGGAGUCAGAGGGUGUAUGGAGUCUACACCCGCGUGGCUAAAUAUGUGGAGUGGAUCGAGAAGCAGCUUCAUGCUGCCCCCUGGUGACCAAGGCAGGAAGUACGUCUGAUCACAUGAUCAGUCUGACGGUAUCUAAGUACUCCAGUACUGUGCUUAAGUACAAAUCUGAGGCACUUGUACUCCACUUGUGUAUCUUAUCUCAGAGGUAAAUAUUGUACGUUUUACUCCAAUACUUUUGUCUGACAGCAGUUAUUUGUCAGAUACGUUACAGUUUGUUUGUGUGCGAAUGAAUAAUUUCACCAAAGGCCUGAACAUCAACACACUCCAGUUUCUAUCCCACAAUCCUUUGCUCUACACUCCCUGUGGAUUAUUUCUUGACUUGCGUCAUCUGUCUGUGCUGUGUGUGUGUUCCUGCUCUGCAGAGGAUGUGCCUUUUACAUUUAAAUGACUGUGCGUUGUUUCCUCUGGCGCCCCCCUCAGGACAAACCGUACAUGUUUUUCUCCUCAUGAGUUUGUGUACUGUACUGAACUGUGCAGCCAGUAGGGGGCGCUGUCUAUUGUUGACCAACUGGAAGAAGAUUCAGAGACUCAGAUUUUUAACUGCUUUAGAUGUAAACUGAGCCUCAUUAGCAGAUAUAUAUCUCUAUACAUAUUUUAAAAAUGAUAUGUAUUUGAAAUGUGUUACUUUAUUAUCUCCAUCUAACUACUGU